AUGAAGGGCAUCGCUGGUCUUACCCUCUUGCCGCUGCUGGCAGCUGCAAAGCCUGUCAUCAAGGCAGACACCUUGAGCCAUCAGAGCAUCGACAACGACGCCGCUCCUCUCAUCUCAUCUGUCGAUGCUGAGACCAUCCCCGACUCUUACCUGAUCGCUUUCAAGGAUCACGUCGACCACCACGAUGCCGCCGCUCACCACACCUGGGUGCAGGACAUCCACGAGCAGACCUUGAACACCAAGCUCGAGCUCCGCAAGAGAUCGCAGGAGCCUUUCCUCGAGACUGUCUUCGACGGUCUCAAGCACACAUACAACAUGGCUGGCCUCAAGGGCUACUCAGGUCACUUUGACGAGUCUGUCAUCGAGGCCAUCCGCAAGCACCCCGAUGUUGCCUUCGUCGAGAAGGACCAGAUUAUGCACACUCUCGCCAAGUCCGAAGACCCUGCAGUCGAGAAGGGCGCUCCCUGGGGUCUCGCUCGUAUCUCUCAUCGCGACAGCUUGACUUUCGGCACAUUCAACAAGUACCUCUACUCAUCCGACGGUGGUGAGGGUGUUGAUGUCUACGUUAUCGACACUGGCACCAACGUUGACCACGUCGACUUUGAGGGCCGUGCCUCCUGGGGCAAGACCAUCCCUCAGGGCGAUGAGGACAAGGACGGCAACGGCCACGGCACUCACUGCUCUGGUACCGUCGCUGGCAAGAAGUACGGUGUCGCCAAGAAGGCUCACGUCAAGGCCGUCAAGGUUCUCCGUUCCAACGGCUCAGGUUCCAUGUCUGAUGUCGUCAAGGGUGUCGAGUACGCCGCUGAGUCUCACCUUGAGCAGGUUGAGAAGGCCAAGAAGGGCAAGAGAAAGGGCUUCAAGGGCAGCACUGCCAACAUGAGUCUUGGUGGUGGCAAGUCUGCUCUCCUCGACCAGGCCGUCAACGCUGCCGUCGACGCUGGCAUCCACUUCGCUGUUGCUGCUGGUAACGACAACGCCGACUCGUGCAGAUACUCCCCUGCCGCUGCUGAGAAGGCCGUCACCGUCGGUGCUUCCACUCUUGCUGACGAGCGUGCCUACUUCUCCAACUACGGCAAGUGCAACGACAUCUUCGCUCCUGGUCUUAACAUUCUUUCCACCUGGAUUGGCAGCGAGACUGCUACCAACGUCAUCUCUGGUACCUCGAUGGCCUCUCCUCACGUUGCUGGUCUCCUCGCCUACCUCCUCUCCCUCCAGCCCUCCAAGAACUCCGCCUACGCCGUCGCUGAUAUCACCCCCAAGAAGCUCAAGGCUGACCUCCUUUCCAUCGCCACUGUUGGUGCUCUUGAGGAUGUUCCCUCAGACACUGCCAACAUCCUUGCCUGGAACGGUGGUGGUUCUGCCAACUACACUGAGGUCAUUGCUGGCGGCAGCUACAAGGCCAAGAACAUCCAGCGCCAGCGCGCUAAGACCAUCGAGGAGCUCAAGUCUGUCACCAAGACCGACUCU
This is a messenger RNA of Aureobasidium melanogenum CBS 110374, 1470 nucleotides long. RefSeq names its product vacuolar serine protease. The transcript has 3 exons. Lineage: Eukaryota; Fungi; Ascomycota; Dothideomycetes; Dothideales; Saccotheciaceae. Gene Ontology annotation, molecular function: serine-type endopeptidase activity. The annotation marks the transcript as partial. The record is from RefSeq and is a predicted model, not a curated record. Gene Ontology annotation, biological process: proteolysis.